AUGGUGAUAUCAAGGGCUGCUAGCUCAGACCCCCUACUUACGGGAGGACCCUCCACACAAACUAGGCAAUCGAGUAAACGCUCUGCUCAAGCCCAGUUCGUGAGGAAUAUUCAGGAGUUUUUGGAUACCCAUGAAGCACAAAUGAGGUAUCUUGGUUCAGCUGGACACGCCAUUUGGCAGCAGCUACAUAACCUCCAGGAACAAGUGCAGGGGAGUGGGCAGAUCCUGGAUAAGAAAGUACGGCAAGAAGCCAUCGCCCAGAAGAAACAUCUCGAAUCGCUCUUUGAGCUCGUCGAAAAUGUUCGACAAGUACAGGAAGCCGCACGAGCCGCCGACCACGAGGUUCUGGAUCGUAACCAUCGGAUUACCCAGAACCAACUGUUGGAGGCAGAACGACAGCUGAGAGUUGCAAGAGAAGAGCGGGAGCAGGAGAAAAGGGAACAGCGGGAACUGUUGGCGCAAUUCAAGCAGUCCGAUGAUGUAAGAAACCAACGAAUAGCCGAGAUGGAGGAACGACUACGACAACAUAUAGACAACAGCAAAACCGAGAUAAAGAAGGCUCGUAAACAAAUGCACAGCCUUCUCAUCUCUGCUGUAUGCGAAGAAAUACAACCAACAGUCGUCUCCGCCGAAAAUGCAUUCUACGCAUGGAAGGCGUUCAAAGACCUCUAUGAUAGUGUCUCACCCAACACCACGAUCACCCUCCUCAGCCGCGUCCUAGACACGAAGAUGCAAGAAGGCGGAUCACUGACCGAGCAUCUCACAACCUUCGAUGCGAACUGGAAUACUCUCAAGUCCAGAUGCCAAAGCGCAGACCACAAACUCGCUCAGGCUCUCCUACCCCUCACCAAAUCCAACGAAGCAAUGGCGGCAUUUCUGCUAAGCUCGCUACCCAAAUCGAUGAGCAACGUUGUAGACAACAUCCAGACCAAACAGGAUGUCACCUACGAAGACGUACGCCAACGACUACAGAACCUGGAUGAGGUAGCCCCUCAAACAGGAAACAAAGUGCUCCAUACCAGGAGUACCACAAGCGACAAGGAAUGCACCUGGUGCAAGAAAAGGGGACAGCCUUACAAAGGCCACGAGUACACGGAGUGCAGAAAGCUCAAAGAACAGAACAAGAACAGAAAGGGAAGGAGAAAGGACAACUCGGCAUCGGUUGUAGUAAAUGACUCUACAACCACUAGCUGUAUGGUACGCCACGACAUCUCCCAACCCCUUACUUGGAUCCUUGAUUCUGGAGCGACCUCUCACGUCACACCUUUCCAAGACCAACUCAUCGACAUCCGAUUCACACCGGCAAUGUCCGAACAGCUGAUGGAACCAACCACGCUGUCACCGGAAUGGGAAGCGCUAGUUUCAGCUGCCACCUUCCCGAUGGAAGCAGAUCUUCCAUACUCCUCACCGAUGUGCUGUUGGUCCCAACCUUGGGUAAUGUGGGAUUGGUCUCCGAAACCGUGCUCGACAAAAAGGGAUUUAGAACGGAGUCAGGAGGAGGAAACAAAUCUAUCUGGAAAGUUCAGCAUACAGUCACAAGGAAAAGCUCAGUACUAUAUGUCCUUCAUCGAUGAUUACACCCGCUUCGCAUGGAUAUACUUCCUGAAACAGAAAGAAGACGCAAAUAAGGGCAUCAAGGAUUACGUUACAAGAAUCGAGAAACAGUAUAGCACAACAAUACUGAGAUUCAGAACGGAUGGUGGUGGUGAAUACAUCAACAAGGACAUAACGAACUACUUCGAUUCACAAGGAAUAGUUCAUGAACAGACUCCCCCAUACACUCCUGAAUCUAAUGGAGUUGCAGAACGAUUCAACAGGACGGUAACCACAAUGGUCAGGUGCAUGAUCAUGGACCACCCUAAGUCGUUAUGGAGAGAAGCAUACGCAACAGCUGUCUACCUCAAAAAUAGGCUACCACACAGUACGCUUAAGGGAAAGACCCCCUUUGAAGCCCUGAAAGGAACCAAGCCAAGUAUACAAUACCUUCAACCAUUCGGUAAAAAAUGCUAUGUCCACAUCCCAGAAAACUCUAGGCCAGCAGGAAGCAAACUAGCACCCCGAGCAUAUGAAGGAAUCAUAGUUGGAUACUCAGACAGUAGUAAAAUAUACCGUAUCUGGAUAGGAACACAACAUAGGGUAAUUGAAAGUCGGGACAUCACAUUCCCCCCUCCUGAAUCAGGGGAAGUCUCAGUGGAACUCGACUUCAUCCCCAGCCUGAAACCAGAAACGGCAAAUGCACUAUCAGACGACGGAUACGAAUCAGAAGACAGGUCUGAUCCAGAAUCCGAGUCAAAUGCAAUCGAAGAGAACCGUACAGAAAUGCCAGGAUUAUUCCCGGAAUCACCGGAGCAGGUUAGACAACCACUACCGGCUACACCACACAAGGGAAAAGAACCUGCCAUACCUAUGGGACAACCGCGAGACCCAAGAGAUAACUGGGAGAAAAUUCCAGCACCAGUUGUACCAUUCAAAGGCUUCAAAAUAAAACCUCUUGCGUCAACGACACCCAAAGGUACACCACCACAACCUCCAAAACGAUCAGAUCGAAUAUGCCAGCGAAAAAAUAGAGCAAUUGAAAUGGAAGUAGGAAGGAAAGAGUAUAACGAAAAGGUAGUAGAACAACAGAAGUUACUUUCGAGUUAUAUCGAAGAUGUGAAAGAAAAUGGCCCAGGAGACAAAGCCACUGAACAAGAAUUAAUCGAUCAAUACAAAGAAGACUUCAGACGUCAUAGGGCUGAGUUAGAUACGGAAUAUCGAGACAUAUCCGAACUCCCCCCGAACUACCAAAUACACCUCGUAACAGCACCUUCCACCUUCAAUCAAGCUAUGCAGAGCGACGAUCAACACCUAUGGAAAAAGGCGAUACAGACUGAGAAAGACGCCCUUAACAAAGCCCACACCUGGGAUAUUGUCAACAGACCAUCCAACCGAGCAGUAGUCAAAGGAAAAUGGGUAUUUAAAGUGAAACACAACGCGGACGGAACAAUCGAGCGGUACAAAGCAAGGUACGUUGCUAAAGGCUUCACCCAAGUACAGUACCAAGACUACGAUGAGACCUUCGCCCCCGUUGCACGAUAUGAUUCUCUACGACUCCUACUGGCACUAGCUGUACACAACGGUUGGAUACCACAACAAAUGGACGUCAAGUCAGCCUUCCUGUAUGGUGUACUCAAGGAGGAAAUCUACAUGGAACUGCCUGAAGGCUACAGGCAGGACAACAAGGUUUGUAAACUUCGAAAAUGCAUAUACGGACUAAAGCAAUCACCCCGUGAAUGGUAUGCUUGCCUAGCAGACUCCCUUCAACGGAAAGAAUUCGUCCCAGCCAAAUUCGACGCAUGUGUCUUCAUACAUAAGAACCACCAUCUAUAUAUAUCGGUGUAUGUAGAUGACAUCAUGAUAUUCGGACCCGACUCCCCAUUCAGAAAAGAAAUCAGACAACUACUCAAGGCAGAUUUCGAAUGUACGGAUCUCGGUAACUCGAAGUUCAUACUGGGAAUAGAAAUAACGGUAACCAACAACGGUAUCACACUAUCACAACGCGCAUACAUCAACAAGAUCCUGGAUAGAUUUGGAAUGAGUAACUGCAAACCAGUUGGCACACCACUCGAACCGAACCUCAACCUUAACAAAGGCGAACCGGAAGACCAAAUCGAGAAACCAACUGAGUACCAAUCCAUAAUAGGAUCACUGAUGUACGCAAGUAUAGCUACCAGACCUGAUAUCACCCAUGCCGUUACCGCUCUCUCCCAGUACUCCUCAUGUCCAACCGAGGAUCACCUACGAGCAGCCAAGCGAACUCUCCGAUACCUCAACGGAACCAAAGACUGGAACCUGUUCUACCCGAAGGGGAAUACUAGAACACUCGACGGAUUCUCAGACAGUUCCUACGCUUCAGAUCUAGAUGACAGAAAAUCGUUCUCAGGAUACGUGUUCAGACUAGGGAAGUCGGCCAUUAGCUGGAGAAGCCGGAAGCAGAAAUCAGUCGCAGUCUCAACAACAGAAGCCGAAUACAUGGCCCUGUCCCUCGCAGCUCGACAACUG
This is a messenger RNA of Morchella sextelata, 4041 nucleotides long. RefSeq lists its product as uncharacterized. Gene Ontology annotation, biological process: DNA integration. The annotation marks the transcript as partial. Gene Ontology annotation, molecular function: nucleic acid binding. NCBI's taxonomy places the organism in Eukaryota, Fungi, Ascomycota, Pezizomycetes, Pezizales, Morchellaceae. The record is from RefSeq and is a predicted model, not a curated record. The transcript is spliced from 3 exons.